Messenger RNA from Cynara cardunculus var. scolymus (artichoke), 746 nucleotides. RefSeq lists its product as uncharacterized. The transcript is spliced from 6 exons. The record is from RefSeq and is a predicted model, not a curated record. Lineage: Eukaryota; Viridiplantae; Streptophyta; Magnoliopsida; Asterales; Asteraceae. Bases 209 to 550 code for a protein of 113 amino acids.
GUUACCCAAGAUUGGGUCGGCGAUGUCAAGUUGUCUUGUUGAAGCAUCCAAAUGUGUUGAGCCAAAAAACAUUGAAGUUAAACCAUGACAUACGCGGCUGUUUAGAUUUUAUAGCAACCCGAUCCUGCGAACCCUUGAUCAUCAACAUAUCAAUAAGUAAGGUCUUUCCUCCUAGAAACCUCAACUUUCAAAGAAGAAAAGGGAAACCAUGGAUGAGCUUGAAUUUCAACGGGUUCUUCAUCUCUUUCCUGUUGUCCGUACUCGCGAUUAUAAUGCUGAGUCGGAAAUACAAAGACAAUUAACUACUCAGGCAUCACGCAGGCUAAGAGAGCGGAUAAAUUCACAAAUUGAAGGAGGCUCGAGAGGAAGUGUUACUGGAGGUAUUGAUGGACAAGAUGCAUUUUGGGAGAAGCUAAAGGCUGCUGCUGCAAAUAAGGUCGGUAAUGCUGAUGCAGAGGAGUUCGUGAAGGCGUUCCAACAUGUGUACAGGAAACUUGUCUUUGAGGAGCUAAGUUUAACCGCUGCUCAACGCUUUGUUAAUUCGUCAUAAGAUUUCAGAUCAUUUGUUUUUCACUACUUUUGUUCUUUGUUCUUGAAAACUUGCUUUAUGUGUACUUGUGAGGUUAUAUUUCAUCAAGAUGAGCUGAUUGGUUCAGCUAAUAGUCUUUGAAGUUUAUCAUGGCUUUAUGUACCGUUCAUAACAUGUUUAUUUAAAUGGUCUCUGGUGGAAUAAAAGCUGCUUUCCC